Helianthus annuus (common sunflower) is the source of this 1553-nucleotide messenger RNA. RefSeq lists its product as uncharacterized. Bases 116 to 1282 code for a protein of 388 amino acids. NCBI's taxonomy places the organism in Eukaryota, Viridiplantae, Streptophyta, Magnoliopsida, Asterales, Asteraceae. The transcript is spliced from 3 exons. The record is from RefSeq and is a predicted model, not a curated record.
UCAAGCAUUCUCUGAUUAUCAAAACAAUAUGGUAUCAGAGCAGGCCUGAAUCGAUUCAGGGAACUGCUCAUCACCUACCCUUUUCGUUUUUUAAAAAACCAUAGUCAAGGCCACCAUGAAUCCCGACGGCAGCCCCACUAUUCAAAAUAAUACCGAUCUUUCAACCCAAUUAGCCAACCUUCUCAAUGGUUUUCAAUCAUCCCAAAACCAAAACACCAAACACAAUCUGUCCGAUAGCCUCACGAUCAGUCUUAAACUCAACAAUCAAAACUAUGCCUUAUGGGCUCGUAUGAUUCGUGUAGCUAUCGGAGGUAAAUCAAAAACUCUUCUUGGUCAUUUGUCAGGAAAUCCGGCACCCCCCAAACCAUCCGAAGAUGGGUAUGAGCGAUGGGAACAAGACGACCUCGUAGUGUUCUCAUGGCUUAUACAAAAUAUUGAACCAACAAUUGCAAGCAAUCUGACCGAGUUUCCCACUGCCAAAGCCUUGUGGGAUGCUCUCGUUACCACAUACAGCAGUGGUAAAGAUAAACUCCAAACCUUUGACUUACAUGUCAAAGCGAACGGAAUUAAACAAAAUGGAACUCCCCUUGAGGAGUUUUGGAUCAUAAUGCAAGGAAUCUGGGGAGAAAUAGAUCGAAGAGAUCCAAACCCCAUGACAUCCCCAACCGAUAUUACCACUUACAACAAACUGAGAACAGAACAAAAACUGUUUCAGUUCCUUAAUGCAAUCGACAGACAGUAUGAUACUAUCAAGAGGGAAAUCCUUAGGAUGGAUCCGCUCCCCUCGGCCGAAGAAGCAUAUGCGGCGGUCCGGAAGGAAACCGCACACCAAAAUAUCCUUGGGACCACCGCCGGAACUCAAUCAGGAAUCGGAGCGGGACUUGCUACUACUCGACCCGACCACAAUGACAGAGCCCUAGGGCUUGCGGCCAGGGGGCAGACGCGCCGCUCAGAUGUCCCAUUCAAACCCAAAAUCGACAAAACUAACCUCAAGUGUGAACAUUGUGGAAUGAUGAGGCACACCAAAGAUCAAUGCUUCAGAAUCGUUGGCUAUCCCGAAUGGUGGAGCGAUGGCCACAAGAAAGGUACCAAGAGUAAUAAGGAUGGAGGAAAGGCAGCGGUCGCCACCAACCGUACCGAAGAUUCCGGCAGGGGCGGCGAAGAUUCCGGCAGAAGCAACGAGCAGCACAGUGGAGGAUUUGGUGGAGUUGCCUUCGCCGGAGAGUCUGAGCCGAAUGAAGGAGGAUAUCAGGACGGGAAUGAUCAUUGGGCGUGGCACUGAACGAUUGGGAUUGUACUAUGUGGACGAAGUAACUCAACCGGGAAAUGUGAUGCUUGCCCAUGGAACAACAAAUAGGGAAGCUUGGCUCUGGCAUAGGAGAUUAGGCCAUCCAUCUAUUGGCUAUUUACGUCUUUUAUUUCCAAAACUUUUUUCUAAUAAUAAUAAUUUCCAUUGUGAAACGUGUGUCUUGGCUAAAAGUCAUAGACAAACCUAUAAAUUAAAUAACACCAAAGUUGCGUUACCUUUUUCUCUUAUACACUCAGAUGUUUGG